Messenger RNA from Malaya genurostris, 2151 nucleotides. It is a transcript of the gene mh, whose product is annotated as DNA-dependent metalloprotease SPRTN. Bases 200 to 2080 code for a protein of 626 amino acids. NCBI's taxonomy places the organism in Eukaryota, Metazoa, Arthropoda, Insecta, Diptera, Culicidae. Gene Ontology annotation, cellular component: nucleus. The transcript is spliced from 2 exons. Gene Ontology annotation, molecular function: polyubiquitin modification-dependent protein binding; metalloendopeptidase activity; single-stranded DNA binding. The record is from RefSeq and is a predicted model, not a curated record. Gene Ontology annotation, biological process: DNA repair.
UUUCCUGUUCGACAAGUCAGUUUUGUGGGUCAUACUUUAUAGAGAAAUGAAAAUCCGCAGACAUAAUUUUUACGACUCAGACUUUUUCAACUUUGUCUGAAGAUAUGAAGCAUCUGAAGAUUUUAAUUUUACCUGGCAUCCCUGCUCGCUAAACAUCCAGUUAUUGUUGUUCAUAGUUCAUAGUCAUGCAUUCAAUGAAAUGAGUUCAAGUUACCUUAAUAGCACUAAGAACCUGGUUCACCCGGACUGGGAGGUGGUAGACCCAACGCCAAACAUCCACACAUUGUUUCCCAUCUUCGAUCAGAAGUUUUUCCAAUCGAAACUAGUUUGUGUACAACUAGAAUGGAGCAAGAAAAUGUACAGCUGUGCUGGAAUCUGCUACCAACGUACAAACCGACUUGGGAAAAGCUGUACCAUCCGCUUAAGUGAACCGCUGCUGAAGCUGCGGUCUCGGAAAGAUCUGAUCGAGACGCUGCUGCAUGAGAUGAUACAUGCUUACUGCUUUGUGAUGGGCAUCCGAGAAGGCAACGGCGGACACGGUCCUUUGUUUAAGAAGAUGAUGACCGGAAUCAAUCGGAUAGCAGGGACGAACAUAACUGUCUAUCACACAUUCCACGACGAAGUCAAUUUGUACAAAACUCACUGGUGGAAAUGCAACGGCGUGUGUCAGAGUCGUGGGCCGUUUUAUGGGACAGUGAAACGAUCUUCGAACCGGAAACCAGGACCGUCGGAUUUUUGGUGGGCCGAACAUCAACGGUCCUGUGGGGGAGAGUUUCUGAAGAUCAAGGAACCGGAACCGAAACGGAAAAAAGCUUCUGCCAACAAAGAGAACGAACUGAAAGGAAAAUCCACUAGCAAUAAGAAAGUAACGAAAAGUCCUGUGAAAACUCCAAACAACAAUCGAAUACCGAAUUAUUUCAACUCGACACCGAACACUGGGGGAAAACAAAAUCCCAGUGGCUUCAAAAAACCCUACACAGGAACGGUGGCUAACUCGGGGGGCCGUACAGUGGUUGUACGAAAACCUCCGAGUGCGAAAACGAAUACCCCACAGCCAACGCCCAACAAUCGGCCAGUUGUGAAAACCCCGAAACCGGUUGUUCCCCCGGGAGGAAAUCUCAAGAACGUAAAACAGUUUAAAGAUCUUUCCGACAGUGAUACGGAUGCUACUCCAAAAGAUAGAUCACCAGUGGCUCUGUUCACCGGUUCGGGCAAUGUACUUGGUGGGUCAAGUCGACCGGGCAGUACCAGAAAUAGCCGUUUGUUGGACCAGUUUUCACCACAGGAGAAAAAACCUCGACAAGAGAAAACCAAACCACAGCCGGAAACUAUCGAUCUUGUGGCGGACGACGACGAAGAAGACUAUAUUUUCGAACAGAUUGACCUGGACCAGAUUAAGCAGAAUCGACGCGAUUCUAUCAAGAAAGAAAUCAUGAACUCGUUCGCCGAUGAUGAAAUGGAUGAAAUUGUUUUAAUCGAUGAUGAGUAUGACGACGGUGAUGACGCGGCCGCCUCCGAACUAGUCAAUCUCGAUGGAUCACUCACUGACACUUCCGUUAUUGAUGAGCUCUUCGGUGAGCAUGAUGCGUUGAUUGAUGAGUUCAAUCGAACCAACGGUGAGAACCGAACGGACCGGAAAGAAAACGAAUUCGUUGCUUGUCCCAUGUGUUCGGCGAAAAUUAAGAGAUCCCAGCUGGCUCCUCAUCUGGAAUUUUGCUACGGAGUGUUAUCGGCAGACGAUGAUGUACCAUUCGAUCCAAACAAACCAUCCACCUCGAAAAGUAAAUCGAGUAAAUCCGAAACAAAGAGCAAGAGUUCACAAGAUCGCGAAGAACAGCAAAAAAUAUUGCAACAGUGCGGGUAUAGCGAAUCGGAAAUUGCCAAAGCACUAGCAACCAUGGAGGAAGAAGAAAACAGGCAGAGAGUUGUAGAGGAUAAUUCCAUUGAAAUGCAGCUACUGCAUGAUGGGAAUGAGAUUGACUUGACAUCGGUGGGCGAGCAGUGCGAGUGUCCGAUCUGCCGCCGAAAGGUAGCAUUCGAGAUGAUUAAUCAACAUCUGGACCAGUGCCUAGGAACUUGAUCUGAAUAUUGCUUGAAUUGGGCUAAAUUUUCGUUUGUUUUGUGACAAUAAAUUUAUGUUUGUUUUUCAAA